This is a messenger RNA of Lactuca saligna, 572 nucleotides long. The record is from the annotation of a GenBank genome assembly. NCBI's taxonomy places the organism in Eukaryota, Viridiplantae, Streptophyta, Magnoliopsida, Asterales, Asteraceae.
GCAGGUUGUUCGGUUUCCUAUUGUUUUGACAAUCGUAUUUGAAGUAGCUUUCCUCCACUGACAAAUUGGAAACAAUGAUGACAUUGGGUCCAGGACCAUUGCGAGGAAAUAAUUGGGAGGAAAGAGGGAUGAGUGAAAUUGUGCAAAUAUUAAUUUCAUAUGACAGCCACAGGAUCUGUUCGAUCCAGUUCGCAUACGUUCAAAAUGGUGGCGUGAUGCAUUCAAAAAAAUAUGGACAAGACUGUCGCGUGGGAUUUGAUGCAGUGACAUUUGAUUAUCCGUCCGAGUAUUUAACUUCUUUAAGUGGUCGCUAUAAUGAUGAUGGUCAAUUGACUUCUAUUGUGUUUGGCACAAACAAACGUAAAUAUGGACCCUUUGGACAGACAUCCACAUCUACAAAAGGCGAAUUCAACUAUAAAUUUGGAACGAGGUCCUCUUUUGCAGGUUUUUAUGGAACCGUUUUGUAUGGUUUAGUGUAUGCUAUUGGAGUCUACGUCAAGCCCAUCCAGUCUCUUGCUGAACUCAACAACAAGCCCACUGAGUUUGUUGCUGAAGUCAAAACUGAAAAAUGA